This is a messenger RNA of Anastrepha obliqua, 2067 nucleotides long. RefSeq lists its product as uncharacterized. NCBI's taxonomy places the organism in Eukaryota, Metazoa, Arthropoda, Insecta, Diptera, Tephritidae. The record is from RefSeq and is a predicted model, not a curated record. The transcript is spliced from 7 exons. Bases 2 to 1744 code for a protein of 580 amino acids.
AAUGAAUGCAACUAGCAGAACUGGCUUAAUACCAGCUAAGAGAAGAAAUUUCUUAAUAAAAGAAAAGCCAAAGAAAUUCACUGAGGAUUUACCACUGAAAUUUGAAGCUAUGCCAAUGGCUCUAUCGUUACGACCAUUUGGUGGCCUAUAUAACCCCUUUGCUAAGGGCUGCUCGGUACUAUGCAACCAUCCAGCGCCGUCAGACUUAAAAGAUAUUAUAAGCCAAAUGAAAACUUCGCUGACAGUGGAUGGAAAAAGUGUGCACUUCCCAAAAGAUAAAAACGUUGGCACACCCAUCAAUGAGCAUGAUAAUAUACCCGAAGACCUUGUCCGACGUUACACUGGCACCGACUCACGUCCCCUUACACCAACUCCAACCGUGACCAGUGCGCAUACACGGAAUAGCACAAGUUCCUUUUUGAACAAUCGACGCUGCAUAACACCUGAGUUGGGUAAAAAUGAAAUCAUCAAACGGAAAAAAAUUAUUUUGGAUUUACGACGCACACACUCUCAAGAGACACUGUACUGGAAGCCAUCGUCGGAUAUGUCACAAAGUAUUACGGAUACGGGUGGCGUCAAACCUAAAAGUGCUGGCGCCAAUGAGGAGAGAAAAAAUAAGCAGCAACGUUCCGAAGAUCAGCGGCCCAAUACUUCAUUAGGCAAUGCACCAAUUAGCGAUGAUACUAAAGAAUUGGCAGGCGUUGAAAUAAAGAAAGUACAAACUUGUAUUAAUGAGCAGCAUAUCGACGACGGGGAUAUACGACGGGGCAAGAAACGAAAAAAGAUAAGACCGGCAACUACUACAACAACUACAUUCCAUCUGAGCGAAGAUCCAGAAACACAAGUAGCUGCACUUGGCCCGGACUCCCUUAAUCCAAGUACACGUCCUAGUCUUAUACCGAAUUCGGCUAGUUUGCUACCAGGCAAAGAAAAACGAGACAGCGAACAAAUACUAUUGAAAGGCAGCUUCCUCACAGAUGAGGCAUUUCAAGCAUUGAAAACUGAGCUGGAUAUUGAUGUAAUUGAAAACACCUUUGAUAGAUACUUGAAUAGAGCUUUGCGCGAAGCAAUUAAGUAUCUGCCGGAAAAGAAGCCAAAGCCGAUCAAGAAAGUUUUAGAAGAAAAUGAAAAUCCUUCAUUCGUAUCUCAGUCAAAAAUGCCACGUAAAUUGUCAAAGUCUGCAGCAAGAUUUGAUGUUCCGUUGAAUCCCAAAUUACUAGAAGAUAUGACUGUUUUAGAAUACCUUAGCCAAUAUGUGUGGGUCUCCAGUCAACGAAAGCAGCUUUUUAAGCGCGUUUUUCUUCAAUAUUUGCCGACUGAAAUAAUUGAAACCGAAGAGGCCGCAGAUGUAAAUCUAUUAAAAAGCAAUGGAAAUGUCGAUGAAGACUCCUUACCUGUACUGAAUGAGUAUGUGGAACGUAAAAUUCCCAUGAAAUGUAUAGCCAAAGCACUUGAGGAUGUUUUGGAAUUUUAUGGUACUGAAAAAAAUAUAUCGGAAAUGUUACGCUUAUUAGACUAUGAGAAGGAGACGUCGUCGAAAGAAAUCAAUUUUCGUACUUGGUGUGGUAUUGUAUCACUUGCUGAACGAUUGGCGCUGGAGAACCCGAGUGGUUCGGAUUCAUGUGAUGAGUUGGAAAAAGUGGACUUUGGUAGCCUAGAAGAGAGAUUGGAAAAUUUCGAUAUACAAGAAAAUUUAUUGGAAGUUUUCAGAAUAAUUCGUUCAACACAUAACAUAAAAAAUUGAAGCUCCGAAACAACUGAAGUAUUAAAAAAAAUUAAAGACAUCGAAAGUGUAUAUGAUGCGUAUCAAGGCGCAUUCAUUAAAGCUGGUGACACUAGACCAACAACAAUGUUCUGUACGUUUGAUUGUCAAAGCAAAGUAUUGAGAAACUAGAAAAUAAAUGAUGAAUUCGCCUUGUUUCGAUCUGAGCUGACAGCCACAUGGACACGGCGAAAGAAAGGAAACGGCUCAGCUGAUUUACCGAUACCACCUCUAAUAGAUUCGCCUUGAUGCGUAUAAUGCGAUGAUGACAAUUCAGAAUUUGAAAAUUCGGAUUAGUUGUGCAU